Molecule: messenger RNA, 759 nt
Organism: Penaeus vannamei (Pacific white shrimp)
Lineage: Eukaryota; Metazoa; Arthropoda; Malacostraca; Decapoda; Penaeidae
Source: RefSeq, a predicted model, not a curated record
AUGUCGACUCGUAGCACAUCCCGAAAGGUGACGAUGGUGACCACGACGAGCUCGAGUAGUGGCACGGAGACCCCGAAAGCAGGCACGAGCACCCCGGGGUCGGCCAAGGUUCGCUCGUCGCCCCUGAGCCCGACACGUUUAUCGCGAUUGCAAGAAAAGGCCGAAUUGCAGAAGCUCAAUGAUCGUCUGGCGGCUUAUAUCGACCGGGUGCGGCAGCUCGAGUUGGAGAACAGGAGCCUCAACAUGCAGGUGGAGACGAUACAGGAGUCCAUGACGAAGGAGGUGACGUCCAUGAAGGGGCUGUACGAGCAGGAGCUGUCCGACGCCCGCAAGCUCCUCGACGACACCGCCAAGGAGAAGGCGCAGCUCCAGAUCGACGUCGGCAAACUCCGCUCCGACAACGAGGAAAUUCGCCUCAACAACCGAUACUACCGGUGCAUCUUUAGUAACGGGGAUCGUGUUAGCCUCCGUUUUGACUCCGUGCUGGUGCAGUGGAAAGCUUUCCGUCCAAGCACAGAUGUGUGUUGCAAGGGCGCCAAGCAGUUGCAGUCAGGUCCCUUCCAGACAGGCCGGGCCCGCAGCAUCUGGGUCAGGGCUGUUAAGGGGUCGGGAGGGAACAUUAACAGCUGUGCAACUCAUUGGUUUUUAGAAGUGGGUUUUAGGGCUGAGUGUGGCUCUUUUUGGGGUCAUUCAGAAACAGCGAAUUACUGCAAAAUGCAUAUCACACGUUGGGAAUAUCACAGAAGGGUACGCCUUUAA